UUUUAUUGAGUAACGAAAAUCAAUCAAUCUUCUAUUCAUGACAUGACUAUGUAAACGAAAAACAAAUUCAGCUAUGCAGUGUUUCAGCAUCUUCUCUCAUUAUCAUUGAUGGAUAUUUGUGGUUUGGUAACUGCCCACUUGAAUUUAAACCAAUGCACAAUUUGUCCAAAUUGGAUAGUUUAGGAUUUAGGCAUGCACACACACACAAACACACACACCGCUCAGCUUGAAAAAUGCACCGAUCCUGCAUUGAUGGAGCUACGAGAUGAGCUGAACUGUCUGGGGAUAAGUAGGUCAGCAGUGCUGAGGUGACAGCAUGAAGCAUCCCAUUGGCUGGUAGGAUGACUCAUAGGAGAAAGAGCCUUAGACAAACUCCAGACAAAAGCAACCCUGUUAACACUGAAUUACCAACAAUGACAUGUUUGAUAGCGAGAACUUUUACUCAGACCGAAUGACUACAGGCCAGACUGAUUUAAUAGGAUCUAAUAAAUUGGACAACAGAUAGCAGCGAAGUAGAAUAUUCAAGUCUCAAGAUGGAGGUGGAACGACAGGAAGCUGCAUCGGAAGAGACCUUCUCUAAAGCAGUCCAAGACAACCCCGAGGACAAGAAGACCCAAGGUCACACGUGUGAACUAUGUGGAAGGAGUUUUCCGUUCCUCAGCUCCUUGUCUCAGCAUAUGAGGAAGCACACUGGGGAGAAACCGUACAAGUGUCCCCACUGUGAGCACCGCUCGGCUCAGAAGGGCAGCUUGAAAGCCCACAUUCGUAGCCAUAAACUGGACGGCCUUAGCCAGAACGCCGGAGGGGAGGAGGAAGAUGCAGACAUGGAGGGGGAGAAGGAAGGAGGGGUACCUGAGGAUCAAGGGGGUUGUUCUAGUCCAACUGAAAGCACGUCAGCCUGCAACAAAGUUGUCAGUGGCGAGGAUACGUCCAAAACGAGAAAGAAAGGUGGAAAGAAGGAAAGGACCUCCGGUGAGAACGUCAAACAGUCCUUGCAAUGCUCUUUGUGCAGGAAGAGACUUCCCAGUCAGACAGAGCUCGAACAGCACAUGCAGGAGUUUCACAAAGUCUUCCGAUGUGAACUGUGUCCGUAUGAGGCCUUGCAGGAAGACCAGCUGCAGACUCAUGUUGAGAAGGUACAUCCUAUUGAAGAGGAAGCCGUCACCAAAGAAGCCGAAGGGGAGUUUCCAUGUGAACAAUGUGAUCAGGUGUUCACUCAAGCCUGGUUCUUGAAAGCUCACAUGAAGAAGCACCAGAACAGCUUGGAUCAUGGGUGCCGGAUCUGCGGGCGACGUUUUCGUGAGGCCUGGUUUCUACGAAGUCACAUGAAGACCCACAACAUCAAGUUAAAACCAAAGAACGAAACUUACCGUCCUGCUACGGUCAAUGAGGUAGCGCAAGAUGAGUCCAACUUGGUGAAUGAGGUGUGUCAGUAUGAACUCUGUGCCAAGUGCGGUAACUUCUUCCAUGACUGCAAAAGCUUGCAUUUGCACGAGCGGGUCCACAGAAACAUCGAGCAGGCCCACAGCGAGAUCAGUAAUAAGGACUUUGCGUCUGUCACCAAAACAAGCUUCUUGGAGUUCCUCAAUUUAAAACCAGCAGGAACGGGAGAGAACUCCACUGAGGAGACUCUUGGAAAAAGAAUCCAAGAGCUGGAUCCAGUAAGUAGCUACCAGGCUUGGCAGCUGGCCACCAGAGGCAAAGUGGUGGAGGUAUCAGAGAAGAGCUUGGGUUGGGAGGAGAGGUUAGCGGAUGCAGAAGUAGCGUACGACAGGGAGAAGGGCGAGUACAUCCUGAAAAGACAGGACAAGAGGAAGAAAUCACUUGAUUCCUCCUCUGCUAUCCCAGCCAAGAAACGCAAAGGGCCAGGAGCCAAUGGCUCCUGCACGGAUCAACACAGCAAUGGAGAAAGGAACGGCCAGGCCUCAAUAGGUGAGCGAAGCCCGGAGAUUCUGAGUGAUUCCGAGUACCGCCCUACUUCUCGCCCGAGCCGCAAGAAUUUGCAGAAAACCUCAGAGUGCAUGGAGUGUGGAAAGGGUUUCCGCACGCAGCAACAGAUGGUGAUUCACAUGCUCAUCAGACAUGGGGGCUUGAGUGAAGCCAUUGGUGGAAAUGGACUGUUUCGGAAAGCAGGGUCGAGUCCAUCUAAAGCAGGUGAAUCAGCAGGACACAUCAGGGAUCAGAGAAGCACUGGGUCCUCUGGGGACACGGAUAAAAAGCCAUACACCUGUGACCACUGUGACUUUUGCACCUCGGAGCCCUCAGCCAUCGCCACUCACGUCCAAACUCAUCAUUUGGCCCUCACGGAGUGGGACCAGAGGAGUGAUGCCUUAUCCAGCACACUCAGCCAAAGCCAAACUCACCAAACCAACCACACGGGCUUCCCGAGACUGAGAAAUGCCCUGCUGCAGCAGCCCUACUGGCCCUAUGCCACCUCAACUCACCUGGAGAGGGCAUCACUGAGCGACACGGUUUCAUCUGCUUCAAAGAGAGAGAAUGAAAAGAGCAAAGGGCUGGAAGACGGCAAGUCCAUGGAUAAAGUGGAUGCCAGUCUGCUUAAUCUCACUGUGGAGGUGGAUCUUGAGAAGGCGGACAUUUCAUCUUCAGUGUCGAACAGUUUGGUUAAACACCAGUGUCCUUAUUGCUCCUAUGCAACAUUGUAUCCAGAAGUUCUCUGGAUCCACCAACGAAUUGCACACAAAGUUGACAGCACUACGUUGGUGCCCAAGUGGGCGCCGAAAAAUGUUCUCAAGGGGCCUAAAUCACUUCUUGAAAUAAAGAGACGCACCGGGCCGCCUCCGUUUCUGGAGGGUAAGGACUGUCCCUCUUUGCCCCAGAUGAGAACUUGUCGAACGAGCCCACCUGAUUCCAGCCCUGGAGGGACAAAGAAAUCGAAAUCUCUGAUGAGCAGCAUCGAGUCUAGUUCUUCGCGAAACAAGCGCUGGCACACAGCCACAGCACCAGGGGCGUCGUUGCACUCUUCCAAACACAAAACCAGCAAGUCCACGACAGAUGAGUUGGCAGGCAGCAAACACAAAGCAGACAUCUGUCAAAACGGUUCCUUGCGGCCCACGCCGAGUCCGCAGAAGACUGGAAACCAAAAGACAGGGAGUAGAGUGAUGGAAAGUAGUCUGCUACCUCAAGAAGGACUUCAUUUUAUGCUCUCCAGCAAACACAACCUCUCAGAUCAAAGGAGCUCCAAAGCCAAUGUUCCUCAGAAUCCUGGGAGAUCGGAUUCUCAGGAUACGCAGUUUGUGGCUGGGUACGAGUCCUGGAGCAGGCUGGGUUUAAGUGGACCAUCUUCACACACUCAGUCCAGGAAGCAGUCAUCAGCGGACAGUCCAGAGGCCGUGACGGACAUCUUGAGCUUUUUGAAGAACUGCAGCCCUCAUGAUCUAGCAGCGCUUUACCACCACUGGGGCUUCAGCAACGCCAUGGCAGAGCAAGCAGGGUUGGCGAGGUCAGGGUCUCAGCAGGGGGAAUAUGUGUGUCCUGUGUGCAGGAAGAGCUUCAGUCAGCCCAGCCACUACCGCACACACAUGAGAUCACACACAGGUGAGCGACCUUUCCAGUGCCGAUACUGUCCUUACAGCGCCUCGCAGAAAGGUAACCUGAAGACCCAUGUCCAGACUGUGCAUCGUCUAGCCUUUGACAACGCGCAGUACCCCGACAGGAGACUCCGGCAAGCCCCUACGAAUGACCCUACGGAUCCCAGCAGCCACGGGUCAUCUCAUUGAGCCAUCACACCCCCACCCCUCCAGUCAUCUCAUCGGAGAGUUGAAAACUGCUGUAUAAGUCAUCGAAGGUCCAUGAAAACGGUUUCGCACAGCGUGGUGCAUGAGUACGGUCAAAUGUGCUUACAGAAACCAACUCCUUGAGUAAUUAAAAGACUUUUAUUAACUAUUUUUAGAGAUUGGCGAAGGAUUUGUUGAGUUGUACUUUUAGUUUAGUUUGACUUUUUGUGUAACCUUAUUAUUUUAACCCGACGUGAAGUUCUGGAUUCAGCCGAGGAGUGUGACAGAGGAACAUAAACCAUGCAAAACAGACCAAACCAAAUCACGACAUGUUUGCCACAUGUUUACACCUCUUUAAUCGAGAACUUCUGAAAUACUUGAGGGCUAAAGCCUCCACGCCACAAGGUCAAAAUCAAUGGAUUACUGUAUGAUUGAGACUUGUGUUGUCGAACACAAGAACUUCAGCUGACCCCCUAAACUUGAAAUGCUGCCUCUGAAUACCCUGAAUGACUAGAUGUUAAAAGUGGCAUAAGCGUUUUCAGAGAAUCACUGUUGAAAAUUGAGAUCAACGCCCAAACAUGCAACACUUUGAAUAUUUGCUGAUUUUCUGUGCGUUAAAAUUGUUGCUAGCACAUAGGCUGUUUAAAUAUGAGAAAGACAAAAGUGGAUUUGACCGAUCCACACAACACCAUAACACUCUUAGCGAAUCAGCAAUAAGCUCAUGAACGGGGAGAAGACAGCAAGUGUUUGUUAAAAAAAAAUGUAAGGGCGGAGCAAUAAAGCAAGGGGUGUAUUUGUUUGGGUAUUGAUUUCAAAUAUCAACAGAAUUUCUCUGGAAUUACUUCUCUGAAAUAGCCUUAGUGUGCAGUGUGUAAUCGUGUAGAUGCGUGGGUGUGUGCGAUUGUGUUUCCACACCUUUUUCUUCUCAGGACUUGAGUUCGACACGAUUCCAAAGUCUCCAUUCGUUCAAACCAAGAUCUUGUGCGGUGAAAUUCAGUACCUAGGUUUGAGAUUUGGUAAAUAUAGGCAUAUGUGUAGACAAGUGUGUUUUGUUUGGACAAGCACAUGGCACUCUCAUCAAAAUAUGUUUCUUGAAUAGUUUGUUUUGUGGAUUGAAGUAUUUAUGUGGAGCAGCUGUAAUACUUGUGGGGUUCCACUUGCGUCAUGUUGCGUGACAGCGCAAGAAAAAAAUCAUGACAGAAAUCAUCUCUCUGAAGAGUUGAAGACACAUGCCAUAUUUUGUGUUAGUGUCAUUUGAUUGGUCCAACAAAGUCAGGUCAAAAUUUUAUUGUGUCUGCAUUUCAUUUUUAAUGUAGCUUAAACACGUUUUCAUGUAUUUCUUUAUUCCAUAACACAUGUUUGCCUCAGAUUUUUGCAUCCCAAAAACAUACAGAAGACGGAAAUAGGAACUUAAUUUAAUGGCGUGUCAUGUCUUAAAAGCCAUGCUACAAUGCUCCAGUUUUUAAUGAAGGAACGAUUUGAAUAUUAACGUACAGAAUUGAAGUUGUCUGUAUAAUUGUUUAAAUUAUUGCAUAGAAGCUAGUAUUUAGUGCAACAAUUGAGUAGUGUGUUUUAUAAAGUUACGUAUAAAGCUUUAGGAUGCCAUAUUUUUUAGAGGUUGAAUACUUAAAGAAAUUCUUGGCCAUAUAUUUCGAUGGAUGUCGUAUGAGGUAAAUUAGACAUUGAUGAAUAUAGUCACACACUGCUGUAGACGUUUAGUCAAAAUGAACAUUUAUCUAGAGCGUUUAUAUUGCCUAAAUCAAUGUGUGGGAAACUAAUCCAAGAAAACUAACAUCAUAAGUUUUGUUCUCUUAUUAAAAACCUCAAGUGUAAAUCCAUGUUGAUGUGCAGCAGUCAAAUAAAAUUGAACCCAAAAAUGCUGCACGCAGAGGUGACCCAGGACAUGAAGGCACUUAACUUUUUGGUAGCUCCAUCGAGACUCCAUGUUCCUGCAUAUGGUAUCUUGAAAGUUGCGUUGCAUGGAAUAUGACUGUUUUUAUAGCAAUUUACUAACAGCGAAUCAAAAAAUGACCUAUAGGACAAAAGAAACAUUCAUAGUUUUUCCUAUUUUUAAUAAAUUGUAACCCCUGAGUACUAGACACGAGAGAUGAAAACUAAGUAUCAUGUUACAUUUGCAAUUGGAUUGUUUCUUUCUUUGCGUAACACUAUUAAUUUUGUGGUUUUCGUAGAAACUAGUUGAAUGUAUGGAAUGUAUUUCGUGUGGUUAAGAGUUCCCCCCCUCAUCUUUUGUUUCCGACGUACACAGAACUGUCAUUCUCAGAUAUCCAUCUCAUACAUUGUUUGUUUGUUAAAGUUUUGAACCACCUAAAUUAAACUUGAUCCCUGACAUUACCUCUGAAUGGUGUUAAUAUUGACCUAUAUAGAAAAUGAAAAGGUAGUAUGAUGCUGAUACAUGGUCAUCCAAAAUGUUUGCAUUUCAAUGGUGCGGUACUCUAUGGAGUAUAUGUUAAGCCUUUGGCUAUACCAUUUUUACAAAUGUUAAAUAUCUAAUACACUUUACACACAGCCAAAUUAAACUGUUUGCAAAAUUGCAUUUGAUUCUACCAGGCAUAUCUCUUC
Messenger RNA from Triplophysa rosa, 6314 nucleotides. RefSeq names its product zinc finger protein 516 (gene znf516). Lineage: Eukaryota; Metazoa; Chordata; Actinopteri; Cypriniformes; Nemacheilidae. Gene Ontology annotation, molecular function: DNA-binding transcription factor activity, RNA polymerase II-specific; RNA polymerase II cis-regulatory region sequence-specific DNA binding. Bases 534 to 3737 code for a protein of 1067 amino acids. The record is from RefSeq and is a predicted model, not a curated record. The transcript has 5 exons. Gene Ontology annotation, biological process: regulation of DNA-templated transcription. Gene Ontology annotation, cellular component: nucleus.